This is a messenger RNA of Lolium rigidum, 3682 nucleotides long. RefSeq names its product helicase-like transcription factor CHR28. Gene Ontology annotation, molecular function: ATP-dependent chromatin remodeler activity; ATP binding. The transcript has 13 exons. Lineage: Eukaryota; Viridiplantae; Streptophyta; Magnoliopsida; Poales; Poaceae. Bases 186 to 3359 code for a protein of 1057 amino acids. The record is from RefSeq and is a predicted model, not a curated record.
GCCCCGCGCCGCGCCUCCGGUGGUCUCCGCCGGCCGCGUGGUCUCGCCGAUUCGGACGAGGCUACCUUUCACAGUGAGAAUCAACCAUAGGCAGCGCAGCGAACUGUUUGUCGGCGUGCAUUGCCUUAUUCCGAAAUCUGAGGCAGAUCCUUGAGUCAACAAAACCGCCCUGGCUGCUGCGGAAGAUGGUCGAUGACACGGACUCUAGUCACAGGUUCAUCGGCAAUAUGGAGAUUAUUGACCUGUGUUCAGAUGGUGAAGACGAUACUAAACCGUGUUCAGACGUCACUCUUUUGGGCUUAGACAGAAAAGAAGAUAUUGGUUCUGAUGAUCCUAGUGACGGCGUUGACCGUUCUCUUGUUUUAUUCAACACUCCAUUUGGCAAGAACAAUGAUAAGCAACCAAUCAGUUUGGAUGAUGAUGAUUGGUUUAAAAGCACCCACGCUGCAUCCGCUUUAUUCAACACUCCAUUUGGCAAGAACAACGAUAAGAAACCAAUCAGUUUGGAUGAUGAUGAUUGGUUAAAAAGCACGCACGCUUCAGCCUCUUAUAGAUCUCCGGCUGUUUCAUCACACAGGAUCUAUCCUCUCUCAAGUUCCUCGGUGAUGCUACAUGAUUCCCCCUAUAGUGACAGCCUGAAGAUUUUGACUGAUAAUGAUGAUGAUGAUAUCUAUAUGUAUUCGGCUCAGCCUCAAUCAUUUCCAACCAGGCAUUCAUCAGUGAGUGACAAUGGGGUCAAGGAUGAGCCUAAUUAUUUUGGAAGAAGUGCUGCUAAUGGAGGUGGGAUGUUUUCUUCAUCAAUGCCUUUUGCUAGUGGCUGCCAGAAGGUCGAAACUGAUAGCGAUGACGAUGAUGUCUACGAAUAUGAAGGACCGAGUUCACAUACGACCUUUCCUUCGUCAAUGAAUUCAGUUGAUGGUACUGAAGGUUUUAAUGGAUUUGGCACACAAAGCCAUCCAAAUGUAGAAAGUAGACCUUCUGGUCGUGAUGAAAGAUCUAUAUAUGAAGAAGCCCUACAGCAUAUCAGCCAGGAAACAAAGGAAGAAGAUCUGCCUGAAGGUGUUAUGUCAGUAUCACUCCUUAAGCACCAGAAAAUAGCAUUAGCUUGGAUGCUCUCCAAGGAGAAUAGUUCACAUUGUCCAGGUGGAAUUUUAGCGGAUGAUCAGGGGCUUGGGAAGACAAUAUCCACUAUUGCACUUAUACAAAAGGAGAGGGCUCAGCAGUCUAACUUCAUGUCUGCUGAUUCCGACCGUAAAAGUUCUGUCUCAUUAGACCUUGAUGAGGAUGAUACAAUGAUAAUGAACAAGAAGGAAAUCAAGGGUGAACCCUCAGAUAGGCUUUCCUCCAAUCUUGAGCUCUGUGCUGGUCGGUCAGGGGCUCCUGUUAAUAGAAUGGUCAAGGCUGUUAAAGUUGAGCCCAAGAAGAAGACCGGAAUGAAAUUACCAUCCUCUGCAUCAACCUUGAGGUCUGCUACAAGACCAUCUGCAGGAACACUGGUAGUCUGCCCAGCUAGUAUUCUUAAGCAGUGGGCUAGUGAGAUCUCUGCCAAGGCUACUGAAAGUUCCAAAUUAUCUGUUUUGGUCUAUCAUGGAGGUUCAAGGACUACAGAUCCAACUGAGUUGGCAAAAUAUGAUGUUGUCAUAACCACAUAUACUAUUGUAGGCAAUGAAGUGCCCAAGCAAGACUCGGAUGAUGAUAUGGAGCAAAAGAACAGUGAAAAGUAUGGGAUUUGUCCAGAUUUUGCUGCUGGCAACAAAAGGAAACUGCCAAAAGAGACCAAGAAAAAGGCAAAUAAGAAAAAGAAACUUAACAGUUCAGACGCUGACAUUGAGGCUGGCCCACUUGCCAGGGUACGAUGGUUUAGAGUUGUGCUUGAUGAAGCUCAAACAAUAAAAAAUCACCAGACUAAAUCAGCUAGAGCCUGUUGUGGACUGAGAGCAAAAAGAAGAUGGUGCUUAUCGGGUACACCUAUGCAAAAUACAAUCGACGAUCUCUAUAGCUAUUUCCGCUUUUUGAAGUAUGAGCCGUAUUCUGUAUACGGAUCGUUCAAGUCGAUGAUAAAGAACCCAAUUUCUAAAGGUUCAACUCAGGGAUAUAAGAAACUCCAAACUGUCUUGAAGAUAGUUCUGCUGCGGCGCACAAAAGAAACACUACUUGAUGGAGAACCAAUCAUAAAAAUACCUCCAAAGACAAUUGAGCUGAAGAAAAUAAAUUUCACACAAGAGGAGCGAUAUUUCUAUUUGGCUCUUGAAGAAGGUUCUCGGCAAAAGUUCAAGAAAUUUGCUGCUGCUGGGACGAUAAAACAAAACUACGCAAACAUUCUUGUAUUGCUGCUGCGGCUUCGGCAGGCUUGUAAUCACCCUUAUCUUCUGAAGGAUGAUAAUCAUGCAAAUUUGACCAACCCGGCUUCCAUAGAAAUGGCAAAACAGCUUCCUAGGGAAAUAGUGAUGAAUUUGCUGGAACAUUUGGAAGUACGGAAUCCAACUUGUUGCAUAUGCGUGAAGCAGGGAGCGGAAACGUUUUCAAAAGAAAAGGAGCCACCUGAAAAUGCUGUGAUAACAACAUGUUGCCAUAUUUUCUGCUACGAAUGUGUACUUGAAAGCUUAAGUGAAGAAGAAGUCUGCCCUGUUUGCAAACAGAAACUAAGCGCUGAAUUGGUUUUUUCACGUCCAGUAUUGAGGCUCUGUCUCUCUGAUGAGUUGGAGUCAUUUGCAGCAUCUGCAGCAGUAGAUGAAUCAUCUGCAGCAGCAGCAGAUGAAUCGUCCUCAAUUUGUGAAAAAAGUUACAUAUCCUCAAAGGUCCAGGCUGCUGUCGACACGCUUAACUUAAUCUUCAACACACAUGCCCUUACUGAUAGUGAUUCUAUCGAAUCAAGUCCAAGCAAAGUAGCUCCUUCUAAGGCAAUAGUCUUCUCCCAGUGGACUGGUAUGCUGAACGUGCUGGAGCUUUCACUGAAUAGCAAUCUUAUAAACUUCCGGAGGCUUGAUGGGUCAAUGUCCCUCGAUGUCAGAGCAGCAGCAGUGGAGGAGUUUAAGACUGACCCAGAGGUAAGAGUAAUGCUCAUGUCCCUGAAGGCUGGUAAUCUUGGUCUAAACAUGAUUGCGGCUUGCCAUGUGAUUAUGCUUGAUCCCUGGUGGAACCCUUAUGCUGAGGACCAGGCAGUUGACAGAGCUCACAGAAUUGGUCAGACCCAGCCUGUGACUGUCACUCGUUUUACUGUUAAUGACACAGUGGAAGAUCGCAUUUUAGCCCUCCAGGCGAAAAAGAGAGAGAUGGUGGAAUCCGCUUUCGGCGAGAAAUCUGGUGGCAUUGCAACUCGGCUCACCGUAGAAGAUCUCGGGUAUCUCUUCAACGUAUAGGGGCUGAUCACACUACCCUUGGAAUGCAUGGCUAGUUAGUUAUGCAAGUUCUUCUUGCACAAGUUUCCUGGCCAUCUGUAGUGUAGGUUUUAUCCCAGUUUUGCAGGCGCUGGAGGGUCAGAUAACUUAUCAUAGGCCCAGGUGCUGGAGCGAAGGAAAAUUUGGCACUUGAUAUGCGCCACGAUUAUUUUGAUUUUGAUGCUCCCAUUUGUACAUACUCUCUAGUUGAAAGAACAUGAUGUUUAGGCGUACCUUAGGCAAACGUCGGAACUUUGAUGAUGAUAUAUAUUUGUGUGCAGCUGCGGGCUGCCUGCUUGUUUUUA